AUGGAGGCUAUUGGAAAAUAUAAGUACAUCGAGUUCUACGCUACUCGAAACGACACAAUCUGGUUAAGCAUGGAUAUCAAAGAAAUGAACGCUCAAAUUUUUGGAGGAAUAGUUGUAUUCGGUCUGCUAGCCAUUUAUCUAGUCAAUCUCGGGUCGGCACUUGUCUUGUUCCAACAAUUAAGACGACAACAAGCUCAAAUGUCGGAAAGCACUUACAAAUCGCACACUUCAGUUCUCUACAUGCUUGUCAGUCAAAACAUGUACCCCUUCUUGGUGAUGAUGUUACCAGUUUGCUACACGAUAUUUGCAUUUGCCAGCGACUCAUCAUUUCUCCUCGCCUCGAGUUUCUAUAAGCAUGUUGCCUCCUGUGGACUGAUGAUCUAUCCGGCUAUGAGCUGUUUGGUAUCGAUUCUCGUCAUGAAACCCUAUCGUGAAUACGUGAAACGAAAGUUGUACGGAUGGAAAGUGAGAAGUGUAGUAACAACAGAGGGAAAUUCGAAGCAAGGAAAUUUAUGG
Molecule: messenger RNA, 516 nt
Organism: Mesorhabditis belari
Lineage: Eukaryota; Metazoa; Nematoda; Chromadorea; Rhabditida; Rhabditidae
Source: the annotation of a GenBank genome assembly